This is a messenger RNA of Bombina bombina (fire-bellied toad), 1081 nucleotides long. RefSeq names its product enkurin, TRPC channel interacting protein (gene ENKUR). Lineage: Eukaryota; Metazoa; Chordata; Amphibia; Anura; Bombinatoridae. The coding region runs from base 29 to 832 and encodes 267 amino acids. The transcript has 6 exons. The record is from RefSeq and is a predicted model, not a curated record. Gene Ontology annotation, cellular component: acrosomal vesicle. Gene Ontology annotation, molecular function: calmodulin binding.
CCUUGGUUACCUUGAAAUUGUGGAUUAAAUGAAAAUGAAAGAUAUGUUCCCUGCAGAAAACAUAUAUAACCUUAUCCCUAGAGAAGAGGUGAAACCAUCUAAACCACCCAGAUAUACGUCAACAUUCAGAGAAUCAGUGAAGGCUGAGGAACAAAAGAAUAAGGCUGCCUGGAAAACCUUAGGACCAGCAAAAGUAGAAGUUCCGUCACCAAAGGAUUUCCUGCAUAAACAUACAAAUGAAUUCAAACUUGCACAAAAAAGUGCUGCCAUUGACCCCACAGAAAAACCUCCCAGGUGCCUGGAUGAAGAACGAAGGCGUCCUCCGGUUCCACGCAGAACAGAGCAGCCAAUCAUGGGAGUGCAAACCAAUAAAAGUUUCAUAAAGACCAAUGUAGCUGAUGCCGUCAUGGCUGUACCCAAGAAGCCACAGCCUAUAAUUGUGGACAGUAAAAAAGGGGAUAAACAACUACUUGAGACUUCCGGUCUUGUUCCUAAAUACAUUAAAAAAAAGGAUUAUGGUGCCCCUCCUGAAUAUUUAGUUAAGCGAAACGAGGAGAUAAAAAUGGCCCAAGAAGAGUAUGAUGCGUAUGUGAAAGAGCGAAUUAAGAUGGGCGCAAUGAAACAGCUGGCUGAGGAGGAAAGGCAGAGCGCUUUGGAGGGGCUGAAGAAAAACUGGGAUGAAUUACACCAUGAAUACCAAGCGCUUUCAGUAGUGAUUGAUACACUUCCAAAAAAAGCACAUAAAGAAAGAUUAGAGGAGGAAAUGAGACAGUUGGAGCGAGAUAUUGACCUGAUUGAAAGACACAAAAUGAUCUACAUUGCAAAUAAAUAGAUGUCACUACAACAUGACCACCUGCUAUAUAACAUACUUGUCAGUUAAAAAUAAAUGUUUCAUAUAGAAUUUGUGUAUUUUGGAUACUUAUUUGCUGUAUAUUGUUUUAUUUUGUCAACGUGUUAUUUAUACAGAUGGAAUCAGUAUCUUCAGAUAAAACAAUACUAAAUGGACACAAAUUUAUUUAAAGGCAAUUUUACUGAUCCAAUUUCAAGUGAAAAAUAAAUGAAACCUUUUACUACUAAACCA